CGUCCUUCUCCUCUCCCUUUCCUUCUCUCCUGUUCACCACAGUCACCCAUCGUCGUUCAUCGCAUCAUCGUCCUUCAUCGUCCAUCCUCUUUGUCUCUUCGACAACCCACGUUAUCUCUCGCGUAUAUAUGACGCUCACCGCCGCCGACUUGCCCCCCUCCCUCCUCCACUUUCCCCGUGACGAGUACAAUGCGCCCGAGUACACCCAGCCUCGGCACGUAGAUCCGACAGGCAGCAUUCUAGCCGCAGGAGCGCGACGGGCGACUCGCGCAUGGAUUGCUCUGGUACGCAAGAGGAACCGGUCGAUGCGCAUGUCCUGGCGCUGCUUCGUUCUAGCCGUGCUGGACAAGGUUUCUCAACUUAACUCGGCCUCGUAUGGCAAGUUCUCGCCGGCGUGGCCGGAGCGGGACACGGUCGCGCAGUGGCGCGCAAUGGUCCGCGAUUUCAUCGACAUUGCGUAUGACCUGGCGAUGGCCGCCCUCCCCUUUCGCAUUAUCGAUCCCGUUCCACGCGAUGUGGUCCGCUCAUCCGUCGCGCAAAUGAUGCAAUGGUUUCACGUUGAAGGAAACUCGUAUCAACCAUAUCCAUUGAACCUUCGACCUCGGCUCGACACAGCAUACCUGCUUGGCGAGUUCGCCCAGCCUGCCCGCGAACCAUCUCGCCACCGUAUCACACACUCCGCUGCGCACAAACAUCAAAGCCGGGACAUGGGCCGGAGUGUCGGUCUGUCCACCGACAUGGCCCGAUUGCACAUCUAACUCGGCUCGCAGAGUCCACAUUUACAUUUGUUUGUACUCCUUUCGUUGUUUUGUUUUUUAUUGAUUUGUUUUGUACUGGACGUAAGUGUCUGUAAUAGUAUAUAGCAUCAUCGUUACUCAUUAACGACCAACGUAUAUAUCUUCCAGUCUCUUAGACUUGCCUGCUGGCCACCACAUCGGCGACUGCCAGACUCAAGUGCCUCACCCCACUGGGUGUAGUCUCUCGCCACGACACCAUGUGACGAUCGCGUCGCUGCAGACGGACCAGCCGGGUCAGACGGACGAGGUCGUGCGGCUAGUGCCCAGCGCAU
This is a messenger RNA of Cutaneotrichosporon oleaginosum, 1069 nucleotides long. RefSeq lists its product as uncharacterized. The record is from RefSeq and is a predicted model, not a curated record. NCBI's taxonomy places the organism in Eukaryota, Fungi, Basidiomycota, Tremellomycetes, Trichosporonales, Trichosporonaceae.